Molecule: messenger RNA, 1170 nt
Organism: Candida tropicalis MYA-3404
Lineage: Eukaryota; Fungi; Ascomycota; Pichiomycetes; Serinales; Debaryomycetaceae
Product: pepsin-like aspartic protease
Exons: 1
Coding region: 1-1170 (389 amino acids)
Biological process (GO): proteolysis
Molecular function (GO): aspartic-type endopeptidase activity
Source: RefSeq, a predicted model, not a curated record
AUGCAAUUAAUCUUCUUCUUAGUCGGGUUGGUUGUCCCAUUUAUAUCCGCAUUGGUUUUAAAUGCUGGUUCAAACUUUGAUGAUGAUAAUGACAGAUCCGGUAUUAUUUCUUUGGAUUUCCAAGUACAUCAGGUUCCAUCCAAUCGUAAAAGAGGAUUCUACCGCACACAAGAUUUAAUAAACCAACAAAUUUAUUACACGGCUGACAUUUUUGUUGGGAGCAACAAGCAAAAACAAUCGGUUUUGGUAGAUACUGGAUCAUCCGAUCUCUGGAUUAUUGAUUCCAAUAGCUGUAGUAGCAUCACAGAACAGUGUAAAGAAUCCGGUGUUUAUAACCCAAGAACUUCCAAAUCUUCAGUCAAUCUUACUACUCCGUUUUCAAUUCUGUAUCUCGAUCAAUCAUCUGCAGAAGGACACUGGUUCUUAGAUAAAGUCAAGAUAGCUGGUGCGACUAUUAAAAACCAACAAUUUGCUAAUGCCCAUACAAUCACACAAGGUAUAGGUGGUGACAUUGUAUGUGGAGGAACCCUUGGUCUUGGUUUCAAAGGUAAUGAAGUAGCUGACACAGAAUAUGACAACGUGCCUAUUACCUUGAAGAAACAGGGCUUCAUCAAAAAAAGUGCAUAUUCCAUUUAUUUGAACUCUGUUUCUGCACAAAAAGGUUCUAUCUUGUUUGGUGGCAUUGAUCAUGCUAAGUAUACAGGUGAAUUAAUUGCACAACCAAUUGCAGUUGAAGAUUACUUAGCACUUGUUCUAGGUUCUGUUAAAGUUAAUGAUGAAAUUUUCAAUGUUCAUCAACCAGCUCUUUUAGAUACCGGUUCAUCUUGGACAUAUCUUCCACAAGAAAUCGCCGACACAAUUGCGGACAAUCUCAAUGCUACUUGGAUUUCCAGCGAAGAUAACGAAUACUAUUCAGUCAGAUGUGAUAAUGUUAUUGGUAAUAUUACCUAUACUUUUGAUGCUGGUGCUUCCAUCACCGUCCAAUUUGCAGAUUUGGUAUUCCGUGACACCGAUGGCAAUUGUCAUUUAGGCAUUGGAAGGGCUCCAUACUUUAUUCUCGGUGACACCUUUUUGAGACUGGCGUACGCCGUUUUCAACUUGGACGACAAAACCAUUUCAUUGGCCCAAAUUAAGUACACCAACAAAUGUAAAAUUAGAGCAAUUAUGUAG